Molecule: messenger RNA, 1107 nt
Organism: Diabrotica balteata
Lineage: Eukaryota; Metazoa; Arthropoda; Insecta; Coleoptera; Chrysomelidae
Source: the annotation of a GenBank genome assembly
AUGGAAAUUUGGAAAAAGAAGGAUGCUGUAAAUAGAGCCAGAUCAGAAGUUGAAGAGAUUUUCUCGGAAAGAGAUAAUCUACUUCAAGAGAUUUGGGACAUUACUAGAAGCACAAAAAUUACUCCAACUAAAUUAAAAAGAAAUAAAACAAAACAGGAGCAACAAUCCUCAGAAAUCGGUGUUGCUCUAAGUGACCUUGCAGCAAAAUAUUAUGCCAAAGAUGAGUUAGACAUGUCUAUUGCCCAUGAAGAAAAUGUCAUCAGUGAUCAUGACUACAGUUGUGGUGGUUCUGAUCAUGGAAGCCCUAAAGUUGAUAACCAAAAAGAAAAUAUAAAAAAUUUAAACAAAAUUGAUGAGUUUGAAACUACAAAAACAGAUGUUUGUAACGAUGGUAACGAUAUUUGUCGAUAUACGGAAUUAAAUAGUUUAUCUGGAAGUAGUGUAAUUGAAGAAGCAGUAUCUCACGAUAUUUUAUUAAUAGACCAGUCAAAUAAAAGUUUAGAUGGCAGUUUUCAACUUAGUUCCAAUAUCGGUAUUUUAAACAAUGAAUAUUUUCAGUAUAAUGGUAUUGACUUAAAUAUUCAAGAUAAUAGUUUCAGUGAUGUAUUAUUUUCUCCUGUAGAGUUACCAAGUAAUAUUUCUGAUAUAUGCAUUGAACUUAAUAUAGAUAAGCAAGAUUUAGAUCGAAGGCUCAUUGAUGAAAAUAAUGAUGCAAAUAAAGAUAUAAGCUUUAUACCUAAAGAGAAUAGUACAAUAGCUACGAAACACAAGCCUGCUUCAACCUUGGAGGAAAAUAUCACUAACGAAAAUAUUAGAGCAGUUUUACAAGAUCAAACUAAUAGUCAACAGGGUAUACCAGCAGUAUUCAAUGAGAAGCUUAAUGUUUUAAGUGUUUCUAACGAACAAGUUUUAGACAUGGACAAACAAAUAUCAAAAAAACGAAAAAGGAAUGAAAAUGAAUGGAAAAAAAAUAUACAUGAAACAAGGAAACAUAUCCACAGCAAUUUUUAUAAUUUAAAAAACUGGGAGUUACAAACCAUGUACAUACAGUCAGCAGUAAAAGUUUGCGCAGUAGGAAGAAAACGCACAGAAAAAGAAAUAAUUUGA